AACUCCAGUUUCACAAAUCCCCUUUUCCGUACAUCAUCAUCAUCUUCCCCAAUUUCAUCUCUCACACACAAAAAUAUCUAUAUCUAUAAUCUAUAUCUAUAUAUUUCCAUGUAACAAUUCAAUUUAACAACAUGUCAAAAAUGAAACACCUACUCCGGAAACUUCACAUCGGCGGUAGCGGUGGUUUCAACGACCGAUUAACCACCACCUCCACCGACACCUCACCGUCGCAACCUCAGCCAACCACCGUUGAUUUACUACAAACUCCUGUGAUCAAUACUAAUAAUAAUAACAAUAAUUUAAAUACAAAUUCAAAUCCAGAUGAUGUUGAUUUCAAUUUCUUCGAAGAGGAAUUCCAGAUGCAACUUGCGCUUGCGAUUAGCGUUUCGUCUUCUGGAUCCGGUGAACCGCGUGAGCCUGACGCUGAAACUGCUCAGAUUAAAGCUGCUAAGCAACGUAGCUUAGGUUGUGCGCCUUCCGAAUCGCUUGUCGAAUUCCUUUCGCUUCGAUAUUGGAGUAACAAUGUGGUGAAUUAUGAUGAGAAAGUGAUGGAUGGGUUUUAUGAUGUGUAUGGGAUAACUUCAAGUUUAGUGACACAAGGGAAACUGCCCUCAUUAGUGGAUCUUCAAGCUAAAACAGUUUAUGAUGAUGUUGAUUAUGAAGUAAUUUUGGUCAAUAGAACAAUAGAUAAAGAACUACAACAUCUUGAGGAAAGAGUUUCAAAUAUAUCACUGGAAUUCCAGGCUAUGGGAACGAGUCAGAUUAUGAGUAGGCUGAUCCAGAGAAUUGCUAAUAUUGUUGUAGGUCAAAUGGGUGGUCCUGUUAGUGAUGCCGAUGAAAUGUGCAGAAGGUGGACUACUAGAAGUUAUGAACUACGGAACACUUUGAAAACUAUCAUACUUCCCCUUGGUUGUAUUGAUUGUGGACUUUCACGUCAUAGGGCCUUGCUCUUUAAGGUACUUGCUGAUAAGAUCAAUCUUGCAUGUAGUCUGGUCAAAGGGAGCUACUAUACUGGAACUGAUGACGGAGCUGUGAACUUGAUUAAAAUUGAUAAUGGGAGUGAAUACAUUAUUGAUCUGAUGGGUGCUCCAGGCACCCUAAUCCCCGUGGAGGUGCCAUGUAGUAAUCUCCAGGGUAUUGAACUCGAUAUCAGGAGCGGUGCAGGAGGUACUGAUAGUUUUGGGUAUACAUUGCCACUGCUUGAUAUAACCACCGAUUCCCUGCUAGUUACGCCUGAAGUUGAUGGUUUUGCCAAAGUUGGCCCUUCAGAUGUGGCAGUAGCUUCUAUCAUCGGCUCACAGUUGGACACCAGGGGUGGAAAGGAUGUGGAAAGAAAUCAAACCGAGAGGUUUGAGAAUGAUUUUGGCAGAUUGCUUCCAGCUCUUGGGAGGUCACAGGAAGGCCUGUUAGGUGGCGGUGGUGGUGUUGGUGGAAGAACGUCACCUGCACAGAAAUCACAACUUAAUGAUGUAUCCAACUGUGUCAUUACUGCUGCAAAAAAUCCAGAAUUUGCUCAAAAGCUCCAUGCAGUGCUUCUAAAGAGUAGUGGAAAUUCUUCUGAUUCACUUUUAACUGUAAAUAACAAGGAAGUGGGAGAAAAAGAAGCGUGCGAGACUGUUCAUUUGUUAGAUGCCGACAUGUGGAAUCAUGAGGCUCAUCAUGGACCAACGUUAGGCAUGUCUAACGGCGAGCCGAAUCUCAUAUCUUUCACUACAGGUGAGGUUGGCAAUGUUAAUGCCAACAUUCAACAUGUAGUUAAUAGGGCACCAGCAAAGCAGCAACAACUAAUAUCCAGUAAGAGCAAUCCAGGAUACACUUUACCUUCUCAAUCUACUAGUGAAGAUGUGGUGAACAAUUAUGCAGCUGUAAAACCUGUGCAGACACAAUAUGGUGAUGUUGCUGAUGGUGGACCGUACUUACUAAAUGAGGGAAGAGUGGAUAAUACUAGUAAAUGUAAAAAGGCAGAUAAUACAACCAGCAUUGGCCAUCACCCUUCUUGCAGCAAUAAUAGGGAAGGUAUUAGCCUGGAAGAGGUUGAGUGGGAAAUCCCAUGGGAGGGUCUUCAGAUUGGAGGACGCAUUGGUAUUGGUUCUUAUGGCGAGGUUUAUCGUUCAGAAUGGAAUGGAACUGAGGUUGCUGUGAAGAAGUUCAUGAACCAAGAUAUCUCAGGGGAUGCACUGACUCAAUUUAAAAGCGAAGUCGAGAUCAUGCUCAGGUUGAGACAUCCUAAUGUUGUUUUAUUCAUGGGAGCAGUUACUCGUCCUCCUAACCUUUCAAUAUUGACAGAAUUUCUACCAAGGGGUAGUCUAUUCAAGUUGCUGCAUCGAUCUAAUGUCCAACUUGACGAAAGGAGGCGAAUGCGCAUGGCUCUUGAUGUGGCCAAGGGAAUGAACUAUUUGCAUACUAGCAAUCCAAUUAUCGUUCACCGGGAUUUGAAGACACCGAAUCUUCUUGUUGAUAAAAAUUGGGUUGUUAAGGUAUGUGAUUUUGGGAUGUCACGCAUGAAACACAAUACCUUUUUGUCUUCAAAAUCUACUGCUGGAACUCCUGAGUGGAUGGCCCCAGAAGUUUUGAGGAAUGAACCGUCCAAUGAGAAGUGUGAUGUAUAUAGUUUUGGUGUAAUUUUAUGGGAGUUGGCAACUUUGCGCAUACCUUGGACGGAGAUGAACUCGAUGCAGGUUGUUGGUGCUGUUGGUUUUCAGUUCAGACACCUUGAUAUUCCUGAACAUAUAGAUCCUUUGGUUGCAGGGAUAAUAAGUGAUUGCUGGCAACUGGAGCCACAAUCCCGGCCAUCAUUCAAAGAGAUCAUUGCCCGUCUAAGAAGCCUGAGGCAUCUAUCAACGGACAGAACAAAAAACCGAACAAGUCAAUAACACAUUCUUGUAUGUAUCUAUUAUACCUUGAGAGUUGAACAUGAGAAAUUGUUGUAGAUUGAAAGGAAAAAAAAGCAAGCAAAAGAAGGUGCGGUUUGGGAAGUGUAGGUUAGGUUCAGUCGAAACAAAGGAUACAACCAAACACAGCCAAACCACAACCUUGUGCAUUUUGUUCUUCUGACUUCAUUGCUGUGCCAAGUGCAGCUACAACGGGGUCGUCAUUUCCACAAGCAAGGAAACCAAAGUGUCAUGAGAAGAAAAUAAACGUUUGAAAGUGUUUAAAACUUGUAUCAUUGUAGACAGGAAAAACACGAUGCGCCUCUAAUUGAAGCACUUCCCAAGUUGUUUUUUCUUGUGAAGUACAAAAGUUAACUUUAUUUAUUCGUGAUUGAAAUUUUCCAUGCAUAACUAAGGAAAUACAUAUAGAAUUCUCCCUAUUGUUCA
This is a messenger RNA of Erigeron canadensis, 3317 nucleotides long. RefSeq names its product probable serine/threonine-protein kinase SIS8. The transcript is spliced from 14 exons. NCBI's taxonomy places the organism in Eukaryota, Viridiplantae, Streptophyta, Magnoliopsida, Asterales, Asteraceae. Gene Ontology annotation, molecular function: ATP binding; protein kinase activity. The coding region runs from base 132 to 2873 and encodes 913 amino acids. Gene Ontology annotation, biological process: protein phosphorylation. The record is from RefSeq and is a predicted model, not a curated record.